Molecule: messenger RNA, 1374 nt
Organism: Phalacrocorax carbo (great cormorant)
Lineage: Eukaryota; Metazoa; Chordata; Aves; Suliformes; Phalacrocoracidae
Source: RefSeq, a predicted model, not a curated record
GGCGGGCGCGGCGGCGGUUGGCGCGCGCGGGGCGGGUGGCCCGGGCGGGAUGGGGCUGCUGGAGCAGUGCGAGGCCGCCUUCGGCUCCCCCGACCUCUACCGCGUCCUGGGCGUCCGCCGGCAGGCCUCGCCCGAUGAGAUCCGCCGCGGCUACCACCGCGCCUCGCUCCGCGUACACCCCGACCGCGCCCAGCCCGAGGACAAGGAGGAGGCGACGCGGCGGUUCCAGAUCCUGGGCAAGGCGUACGCCGUCCUGAGCGACGCGGAGCAGCGCGCCGUGUACGAUGAGCAGGGCACGGUGGACGAGGAGGGCGAGGCGCUGAGGGGCGAGCGGGACUGGCAGGAGUACUGGCGGCUGCUCUUCAAGAAGAUCACGGUCAAGGAUAUUGAAGACUUUGAAAAGAGCUACAAAGAUUCAGAAGAAGAGCUAGCUGAUAUUAAAGCAGCGUACAUGGAUUUUGAGGGUGACAUGGACAGAAUAAUGGAGUCUGUGUUGUGUGUGGACUAUACAGAUGAAUCAAGAAUACGGAAAAUAAUAGAAAAAGCCAUUGACUCUGGAGAAGUCCCAUCCUACAAAGGUUUUGUAAAAGAGUCUAAGCAGAAAAUGAUGGCAAGAAAAAGGCGGGCAGAAAAAGAAGCUAGAGAGGCGGAAAAGACUAAAGAUGAACUGGGCCUCGGUGGAGAAGAUGACUUGAAAGCACUGAUUCAGAGCAGAAAUAAAGAUCGAGAAAAGGAAAUGGAUAACUUUUUGGCCCAACUGGAAGCAAAAUACGGGAAUAAUGCAAAAAAAGGAGGAAAGAAGACUGCAGCCAAGAAAGGAAAGAAAUAAAGAACUGUGUAGGGUGAAAUAUCGGGUAUGAUUUUGUACUGAAAAAGUGGAUUUAGGAGAAUUUCAGUUUUUCUGGACUACUGGAAUGUGUGUGCAUCAACUUGCUGUGACGGGGAGGUACAAUACAGAGCAAGGCAGACAUAGCUUUCUGGUGCUACUGUUUAAAGUCCUGCGCGUGCUCUUCAGUUCGUAUCAACCAGACUCUUGACUAAAAGUUUGGUUACAGUAAGGAAGCUGUGUGAUGUUUGGGACGGCAGUGUGUUCAUUAAACUUGCGUGGAGGCACCUUCCUUCCGAACACCUAUGGGUUUUCAGUACAACAGUUUAAUCCCACACCUUGGAGAAUCUUCAGCACUCGUCCCUCUGGCUUCUGAGUUGGAAGCCUUAGCUGUUUGCUAUUUGCAUGGUUCUUUUGUAACAAGCCUUCUCCUGUUUUUAAAGGUCUUUGCACUUCAACUCGACGGGGGGAGGUUCAGAUACUCCACUGGUUUUUAUAAACAUACUUUGGAAAAUUGCAGAUUUAAUAAAUGAGAAGUUUUUGCAGAA